AUGUUUAAGAGCAUCUUGCCGUCAAGGCGAAUACCCUCCGCAGACUUUCUGAUGAUUACACCACCGGUGGACAACUCCCCCAACGGGAAGGAGAAUCAUCCAGGGAUCCCUGCAUCUCACGACACAAAACCGACAAGGUCUGAAAAAAACAAGAAGGCGAAAGGGAAGGAACAUCCAGUAGAGGGUGUACCGAGCGAAGCUGAUUUCGACCGAUUGCUAGAGGAACUUCAGAUUCCGUUGAACUUGCGUUCGAAGCUUGCAACGAUGGACGCUAGGGUCAAAGCGCAAAUGCUCAAGUCAUCUGGUAUAAUUACGGCCAAGUCGUCAAUCGCCCGCCCCCAGACUUCUCGGGGAGUGCGCCGAGCUUACAGCACCGAAUCUCUUGGUUCUCCCAGGCCACAGUUGAAACGCGCGCUGGAGGAAUGUGACGUCUUUAGUUCGCGAAAGGAACCUCCGAUCCUGUCACCCGCUCAUGUUCGAGGAAUAUCCAUUAACGUCGGCCGUUCAGCUAUGCACAGCUUCGCCCCUGCACAAAACGCGGCGACAAAAACCGCGCACAAGGAUAAACGUGCGAGGGCAUCUUCCGUCUCCCCGGGAAAAUAUUGCAAUAUCCUUAGAGGCAAUUCGUCCACUAGUCUAGAAGUAGACUCGGUCAAGAAGCUGCGUCUCCUUCUCAGGAACGAAGCCACAACUUGGACUGAAGAGUUCCUGGAGCAGGGAGGGUACGGCGCCUUGCUGACCCGUUUGACUGAGAUUCUAGAAGUGGAAUGGCGGGAGGAACAACACGACGACCAGAUGCUUCACGAGCUUCUGCGCUGCGUUAAGGCGCUCUCAACUUCUGCCAUUGGAUGUGCUGCUCUGCGAGAUAGCUGUCCCUCCCCGUACUUCCAACUCAUUCAUCUCCUUUAUUCCGACAAGAAGCCUGGCGACGUCGGCACGCGGCAACUGAUCCUAGAAUUGCUGCUGCUCCUCUUCGAGCUAUACCCGUCUUCUUCCUUGCCUUCUAGCGGCAGCCCCAUUACUACUGCCUUCUCCUACAUGCGCUCUCGGUCCAUCCCCUGGGAGGCAGACGCGAGGGCACAAUCGAGUAACCUCAUCACACUUCCAGCCCCCCACGCCUCCCUGUUCUCUUUUAUCCGGGCCCUCUUGCUCACGCCUGCCCCCCCUCCGGCCGAGGCACCUGGCCCUGCUGUAGAACCGCACGCAUUCAUUGAAGAAUUGCACCGCCAUCGAAUUUACAAGACAUAUCUGCAAGAACUCAACGAUAUUUGCAGAGAUUUCUUCUGGGUAUUCUGCCACCCGAACAAUGCGGUAUGGAACUUGGAUGAGACAGACGAAGCCAAAGUCGAGAAACCGCGCGCCCCUGGUGGUAUGACGGGUGGCGUCGAGUUCGAGGCCAUGGGUUAUAUGACAACACACUUCAGGUUCAUCAAUGCGAUCGCUGCGUUGGUGCAAGACAUGAAUUUGCCCCAAAGCCACGAGCAUUCCGCUUAUCAGUUCCAUAACGACAUGUUCCUCUCUGGUAUUGAGCGUAUCUUGCUGAUGGCACGAAAGGCGUCCACCACGUACUAUCCGACGCUUCACCUCGAGAUUGCCCGCUACGUCGCCGCCGUCAACCGCUCAGGGUUUGAGCUCCCAUGGUCUCUCUCUCGGCUGGUGGCUCCGCCGCCAUCAAGCAUGCGGAAAACCCCGGCCAUGCGGUCCCCGGUGUACGGCAACUUGGGCAAGGGUGUAGCUAUGCAGGGCUCGCCGUCAAAGAGGAGCAGCGUCGUGGUUAACGCGCCGGUGCCAGGCUUGCCCGGGUCCCGCAAGGUGACCCCCAUGUUCGGACUAUGA
Sparassis crispa is the source of this 1836-nucleotide messenger RNA. RefSeq lists its product as hypothetical. The transcript has 6 exons. Lineage: Eukaryota; Fungi; Basidiomycota; Agaricomycetes; Polyporales; Sparassidaceae. The coding region runs from base 1 to 1836 and encodes 611 amino acids. The record is from RefSeq and is a predicted model, not a curated record. Gene Ontology annotation, biological process: actin cytoskeleton organization. Gene Ontology annotation, molecular function: small GTPase binding; actin binding.